This is a messenger RNA of Fonsecaea monophora, 2427 nucleotides long. RefSeq lists its product as hypothetical. The transcript has a single exon. The record is from RefSeq and is a predicted model, not a curated record. NCBI's taxonomy places the organism in Eukaryota, Fungi, Ascomycota, Eurotiomycetes, Chaetothyriales, Herpotrichiellaceae. Bases 1 to 2427 code for a protein of 808 amino acids.
AUGGAUGACAGCGGACCUCUGUACAAUGUGCGCAUGAAGCGCGGCCAAGGCUAUAAUUCCUACAUCCAAGAAGUGCGCAUCGACAAUGCCGUCACAAUCACGCGGUUUCCAGAGAACCCAGUGCGGACGAGCGCCUCGAUCAGCGAAGCCGACACCCUGUCGCCUGAGCACACGAGAAGUGAUUCGGUGUCGAAAGCUGCGCCGGCGUCGGCACCGAAACCACCUCUCGAAAUGAAUGACAUCCUGGCGACGUUGACCGAGAGCUUGAAGAAAACCAGUGCCCCCGAAAGUCCACAGCCGCCGAAACUGCCGUACCUGCUCAAACUCGAUCCCAACGCUCGGCAUAACCAGACCGUGACCUUUUCGUCGAAACAGGUCAAGAGCAUUGUGGAGAUGAACAAUGCCAUGGGCUUUAAUGCUUCAGCCGCGAUCAAAGCUACCAGCUUGGGUCCUGGAGCAGAGGCUCGAAGCAGCCUUGCCACUCGGGACGACCUCAAUACCAACGACGUCAACUUCCUCGUCCACGUCAAGGUCGUCAAUGAGGCCGACGAUCGCAAGGAAGAAUGGUCGUUCAACGAGGUCCCCGGACUGAAUGAAGCGCUCGGAGACGACAAGGAGCCAGGCGUAAUGAAGGAUGCACAUUCCAGAAGCGUCGAAUUCACCCGCAUCUACGGCGACUGCUUCAUCUCCGACUUCGUCGAGGGAGGCGAGAUCUACGCCUGGGUUGGCAUCAAGUCGCAGGACCGCAAGAACUCUCGACAACUGGCCGUCCAUGCGUCGGCGCAGUUGACCCCCAUGGGUCUCCCCGUGCAAGCUUCGGGGGAAAUGGAUGCUUCGCAGGAACGCAAUCGGCUGUUUUCUCAAGCCACGACCUCGAUCCGCAUCCAGUGGCGCGGCGGCGGCCAGAUCAAGAACCACGACUUCCCUUGGGGCAUGGACAGUCUGAUCCUGAUCGCCAAUGCGUUUCCGUCGAUGGUGGCGGCGAAACCCGCAAAGAUCCGCGCCGUCUUGACCCCGUACACGGCCCUGAAGAGUUUCCACGAUCACAGGCUGUCGAAUCCGCGGAUCCCGUUGCCGCUGACCUAUGACCACUGUGCCAUCUACACCAGCACGCUGUAUGAAGACUUCAUGGCGUUUCAAGACUUGUGUGAGAAGCUAAACGCCAUGAUCAAGGACCCCCAGGACUUUCGGAACCGUGACGACGACAAAGCCUCAAAGGAUAUUCAAAAGGCGGCUCUGCAGAGUGGAGAUGCGAUCGCGACGACACGGCGACCUACCAUCGACUUUGGCACGUCGGAGAUGGAUGACCCGACGUCAGAGGCCUGGACAGACAAGAAGACCCGGGCACUGAUGAACCUCGAUGUCAUCCUCCGAGAUCCAACACCCAAGCUCACCAGCAUGGACCCGGACCCGCAGAAGCUCAGCAUGAUGAGACUGCUGUGUCGCUCUUCGAUGAUCUACAUCCAGGAGCAGGCCGCGGGGCUCGUGGUCGAUCCCGCGAGGUCAAUCACCAAACACGACGACCAAGGCCGGCACGUGUACAGCCUCCCAAAGUACAUUUGCCCCGGCGUCAUUCAGAGUAUAUUGCCCAUCCCCAAAUUUGACAACAGUGGAAGCGAGUGGCGAGACAAGGAAAUCGCCGACUUACAAGGCGUCGAGCAUGUCAGGAACGACCCAUUGAAUUACUCGUGGGAUGUGAUCGGAGAGCCCCUAUCUCCGUAUAAGAGUCAUGAGCAUUUCGCCAUUGGAAAUUUCGACCUCGACGACGAAGAGUACCCCCAGCGAGUCGCCGUACAGCCGUUUACCGCCGGGUGGUAUCACAGCCGGCGUAUCCGGGACAGUCACAACGCCAUCAGCGGCAUCGGACUCGGGUACGCGAACAAAAAGGCAAUUUGCCACCGCAACUGCAAAUCCGUCGAGGCAGAGGAGUCCGGGGGCGUCAGGAACGCCAGCGCAGAAGAACGAGCGACCAUGUUCGCCAACAUGUACGUCGGGUGCAAGCCUGCGGGGGACCGCUGGAAACAGAUCGAAGACCGCAGCCUCAGUGCCUCUUCCAUCAACCGCGUCAAUGUCUACUACCGUCCCGGCGCCAACCGCAUUGCCGGCAUCGAGCUCCUAUCUGACCCCAACCCCGCCGAUUUCAACGACGACUCGAAACGCGUGACGCCCGUGUUCAUCCACAAAGCGUGGGACCCCGACGCGACCGCACAGAGCAGCGUGACAGCGAAACUGCCGGAUAAGAUGGACAUGCAGGCGCUGUACCCGGGGGACAAUGUCCUGGACGAGAACAUGGACAAGAACUGGAUGUUUGCCGGAUUUAUGGGCGCGUUUGAAAAGGUCGGGCCUCCGGGCAUGGGGCGGUUCAAGACCGGCAGGGUUUUGGUCAAGGUUGCGGUCGUGUGGAAGAAGAGGCCCGGUGUUUCAUAA